AUGUCGAACCAGCACACCCAGAAGACCUACACCCUCAACACCGGCAACAAGAUCCCCGCCAUUGGCCUGGGAACUUGGCAGUCCAAGCCCAAUGAGGUCCGCGAGGCCGUCAAGAACGCCCUGCUGAAGGGUUACCGCCACAUCGACACUGCCCUGGCCUACGGCAACGAGGCUGAGGUCGGCGCCGGUAUCCGCGACUCCGGCGUGCCCCGCGAGGAGAUCUGGCUCACCACCAAGUUGGACAACACCUGGCACCACUGCGUCGAGGAGGGCAUUGCCUCCUCCCUGAAGGACCUCGGCACCGACUACGUCGACCUCUACCUGGUCCACUGGCCCAGCUCCACCGACCCCAACGACAAGUCCAAGCACCUGCCCGACUGGAACUUCAUCAAGACCUGGCAAGAGAUGCAGAAGCUCCCUGCCACCGGCAAGGUCCGCAACAUCGGUGUCUCCAACUUCGGCAUCAAGAACCUGGAGAUCCUCCUCAACGACCCCAGCACCAAGAUCGUCCCCGCCGUCAACCAGAUCGAGCUGCACCCCAACAACCCCUCCCCCAAGCUGGUCGCCUACAACACCUCCAAGGGCAUCCAUUCCACCGGCUACUCCUGCCUGGGCUCCACCAACUCCCCUCUCUACAAGGACCCCACCCUGCUCUCCAUCGCCGAGAAGAAGGGCAAGACCCCUCAGCAGGUCCUGCUGGUCUGGGGUAUCCAGAAAGGCUGGAGCGUUAUCCCCAAGUCCGUCAGCAAGUCUCGCAUUGACGGCAACUACGAGAUUGACGGCUGGAGCCUGACUGAUGAGGAGGUUGCUCAGCUGGAUAACCUGAAGGACCGCUUCAAGGUUUGCGGUGAUGACUGGUUGCCUAUUAAGGUCUUCUUCGGUGAUGACGAGUAA
Molecule: messenger RNA, 894 nt
Organism: Penicillium argentinense
Lineage: Eukaryota; Fungi; Ascomycota; Eurotiomycetes; Eurotiales; Aspergillaceae
Gene: gcy1
Product: putative glycerol dehydrogenase Gcy1
Exons: 2
Coding region: 1-894 (297 amino acids)
Cellular component (GO): cytosol
Molecular function (GO): aldose reductase (NADPH) activity
Source: RefSeq, a predicted model, not a curated record